UGUUAGAGAGCCGGCAGCCCGCAACGCGAGAGUUGCUGCCGAGUCAAUUCGAGUUUGAAAUAUCGUUUGAUUGAAACAGACAGAGAGAAGAGACAUUUCGUGAAUUCGUAGUAAAGAAACUCGGAAACGACGGAAUCGUUGUUAACCCCGUCCCUAGAUAAAGAAGGGACAGGCAUCAUCUCGUAUUCGUUCCGAUCUACGUUUAGUGUCGCUGUGUCCUACAACGGUUCUCUCACGCCACCCUCUUUGCCACCGUAUUCGCGAACUACUCGGUCUCCUGUCGCUCUCCAUUUGCCCCUCUUUUGCUAACCUAUCUCUCCCUUUCUCUUUUCUCUAUCUCUUUCUUUCUAUCUUUCUCUCUCUUUCUCUCUCUAUAUCUCUCGGUCUUUAAACGCAACAUCGAAUACGAAAGAAACGGAGAAAUUAAAGCGUUCACACGAAGAAGUAGCCUGUUAAGAUAACAGACUGUUUUCGAUUGCUUCUCUGACGGAUAUUAUUCACGUUGUUUUCUACGUGGAAAGAAUACCGUUCCUGGAUUGUACAUAUAUCGAAAGAUCGAACAAUUAAAACUGGAUAAUCGUGUCACGUAACGAGUUAGCUAGCCCGAAUUUGGAUCAAUGAUCUAAUGUUGUACGGAGAAGCUCGGAUCCUGCGCAUUCGGCGAUAGGACAUAGCCCUACCGCUUUUCAGGAAAAGGGUCGUGCAAAUCCUGCGCAAUACUUAACGCCAACACUGUCCGCAUGAAAUUGCGGUGUGACGACGCGGUGACCUUUUCAUAAAAUCUCUUCGAAAUUUUGUUGCCUCGCAAUGAGUACCACGGAUCCUACUGGAGAGGGCGGAGGGGGAGGGGCAACGACUACGAUAUCACCAAACAUUGAACAGAAUGUAUCUCCGAUUAUACCGGUGACCGGUAGUGCGGUGCAACCAGGCUCUCAACAACAGCAUCCACCACCGUCACCACUAAGUGGUUGUUACCUUCUCGUUGUGCUUCCAGAGCCUCAUACCACGCAGCAUAAAGAUCUCAUCUUAAAUCGUCUCGCAAAAGGUUUCUUGUCGUGGGAUAAGGAUAGCUGUCACGUAGAUUUAGAAAAAGAAUUACUGGCGUUGGUGGCGCAAGCUCCGGAAGGGGAAGAAGCAAGAAAUGGCGAACGACUGAUCCAAUACGCUACCGAGAACCUCGUUACCGAAGUUCUGAUUCACCCGCAAACGAAUACACUGUUACAAUGUAUCCGUAACCUUCUCGCAAGCUUUACAAAACACCGACACAUUAUACACGGUGGCUAUACCUUCAGUGGAAAUGGUUCCUGGAUACUGCAAGAUGGAACCUUUAGCCUUGCCGAUUUCCUGGAUGCGUUCAGUGAACACGAAGUGCAAAGAGUUCUUCGUGCGUAUGAAAACAGUGUCACGGUAGACAUUCAUUGCGCGAGUGUCGGCGAUUGGACAACAAAUAGACUUUCCAAAGAAGCUUGCACUAGACCUUGCCGAGUAAGAGUAAAUCCCGAUGACGUUCUCACCGCUGGAUUACCAGCCAUCGCGAGUUUCACGAAUUACAUUGGACAAUAUCUGGUCGCUCAGACACUGGACCAGCUUAUGGAGCCAUCCGAUGUCGUAGGCAACAUAAGAUUUAGUCACCCAACAUUGUAUGUCUUCCCUGGCGGUCAAGGUGAUGCCGCGCUCUUCGGCAUAAAUGGUUUUAACAUGUUGGUGGACGGUGGUUUCGCCAGAAAGGCCUGUUUUUGGGACUUUACCAGACACUUGGAUCGCCUCGAUGCGGUCUUAGUUACUAGAAUAAAUAAUAGUAAUGUUGGAGGCAUGUCCAGUGUGCUCCGCAAGAAGAAAGAAAUGCACGUCUAUCCUCAAAUCGGACAUUUCUUCUGCAACCUAAUCGAGAGAAGACAAUCCAAUUCACCGGACGGGGACAAAGAUAUCGAUCCUCUGAUACUAAAUCUCACCGAUAUUGGCCAAGAGAUGGUUGUCAAUCUGCGUCACAUCAGUCUGCGAGCGCAUCCGUGCUACAGAGACCCAGACCCGAUCAAUCUCUAUCAUAAAGUAGGUCACGGCACGUUGGACAUGUACGUGUUAAGCCCCAGCAAGGAUAGUCGCGAAGUUAAAGAAUUUCUGGCGAGAUGGCACGCCGCCGAUUCGAAACUUUUUGCCGGUGGUCACAAGAAAGACUCGAACAAUUUAACCUUCCCGAUCCAGAAUUUGGUCUCCAUAUGCGCUUUAUUAGUCUGGCAACCAGCAAACCCCGAAGACACCAUUACGAGAAUAUUGUUUCCCGGAAGUACGCCUCAACAGAAGAUCUUCGAAGGUUUCGAACGAUUGAAACACCUGGAGUUCCUAAAGCAUCCUGUUUGUUCCGCAAAGAGCCUCUCGCCGUCCGCGUCUUUAGCUACCCUGCGAGACAAGCCCACGAAACAGAAAUUGGGCCUGAUCAGUGAAAAAGAAGCUUCGAAGAAGUUAGGCACAGAGGCGAAGAAAGAGAAAAAAGAAUCGCCUGAAAUAAAAAUGAAAGCUACAGAUGAAUUACCUCCAAAGACGCAAGCAACGUCAAUUAUUCCUACGAAACCUGUUAAAGCUGAAACGAAGCCUAAGAAAAUAGUGGAGAACAAGAAGAUAGAGGUGGAGAAGGAGAGUAAAAAGAUAGAAAAAGAAGCGAAGGAAGCGAAGAAGGAGAUUGUAAAGAAGGAUGUUGGGAAGGAGAAGCCAGAAAAGAUAGAAGAGAAAUUAGAGAAACGCGAAGAGGAUGUCCAGAAGAAGAUCGAGCCUCCGAAAGAAACGGAAAAGAUAACUCCACCGGCGAAGGAAUCAAAACCGAAAGAAGUAGCCAAAAGGAAAGAAUCGAAAGAACCAAAGGGCGUUAAACCUGGAAAGAUUGAAACAAAGGCGAAGGUAACUGAUAAAAAAGCGAAACAGUCUCCCGUAGAAAAGAAGGACGCUGGAAUGAUAGUAAAAUCUUCACCAACGACCCCUAAGAAAACUAUAAACGGAGUUGCCACAAAGACGGAGAUAUCGAAAGUGAGCGUGACCAAAGCAAAAGCCCAGAAGACAGCAGCUGCACCACCAGCGAAAAGCACUAAGGAUGCAAAUAAUAGAAAAGUACUUGAACAGAAGAACAUCGAAUCGGCUAUAACCACUGGCAUGGUCAAAGUACCAGCCAAACCGAAACCAAUGGACAGAAAACCGCUUAGCCGCCGACCAAAACCAGUUAGUCCGAGUAAAGUUCGAGUAUCUGGUAGUCCAGCGAAGUCGACUCGUAGCACCCCAACAACCUCUGUUAAAUCUGACAAAGACGGUGUCGUUCGCAAAGCGAAGAGCGACAAAGGUACUGCCGAUUCUUCGACUGUAUCCACGCCAUCUGGAAUCGAAGCCGAAACAGGAGUUAGACUCGCAGAGAAGAGUCUAAUGGAACAAUCGGAAGAUAUUUCUUUGGAUUCUAUCGAAAGCAAAGUGCUGGCUGAUCUAAAGGAGGAAAGAGAAGUAGUCGAGGAGAUCGAAGCAGUGCUUAAAAAAGCAGAUCUUAUCGAAGAAACACGAAAAGAUGAUCGUUCAGAAGGAGAUGAUGAAAUCACAGCGGAACUUACUGACAAGAAAGAAGAAGAUAUCACAGACGAUGACAUAAUCGAAGCUGACAUGGAAGAUGCACUUAAGAGAGAACUUAUCGAUGAGUAUUUGAUCGUUGAGAAAGAGGAAGAUUAUAUAGAAGACUCUACUCAGAGCGGCGAAGGUGAACAAAAGCAUAUUUUGGACGAGGCUGAAUCUGAGAAGGUGAAGAUGCUAAAGGAUAUGGAGCAGGUGAAGGAAAAAGGUGCCGAGGAAGAAGUGGAGGAGAAAGAGAAGGACGAGAGCGUGGAGAAGCGUGAAAAACCAUUGGAAGAGAAGGAGACGAUAUUGAAAGGCGAAGAAGAGAAGGCAGAGCCAAUUGAUUUGUCACCAGAUCGUAGGGAGCAAUUGGAAGAAGAGGCUAAAGAAAUAGUUGCUCCCGCAGCAGAGAUAAUCCAACAAAAACCAGAAGAGAAAGACGAUUCCGGUAAGAAGGAUAGCGAGGACAUUACCAAGGAACCUUCGAGUUUGAGCCCUGAUAAGUUAGACUCUUCCGAGAAGAAAACCACUGACACUGAUUUGAAACCCGAAGCUGACCAAAAGGAACAAAUACCAGAAAAAUUAGAAGAAUCGCAAGAACGAAUUUCAACUUUGGAAUCUGGUGCUACAACCACAGCGCCGACACUUCCAGAAGAUGAGCGUAUACCUCUGGACGAAAUCAAAGAAGAUAUCGACGAGAAACACAUUAUCGAGGAAGUGAAAGAGAAGGAUGUGGUACAGAAAGUUAAAGAAGAGGUCGUUGCUUCGCGAACCGUACCUCCAACAGUAACUACAAAACCAGACGUUCAAGUGUUUGAUGUCCGUCAAGCUGUACAGUGUCUUCAACGCGACAUUGUAAAAACACCAGACGAAGUUGCUGAUUUGCCAGUCCACGAAGAGGUAGAUCCUAAAUUGUACAGAAUGGAAGACUUCGAGAAGGACAAAGAGGAGAAACCAGCAUUGGUACAACCGCCACAAUCACAGCAAGAACCAGAGCCUCAGCCACAAGUAUCGGCACCGGUACCAACGCAAGAAGUCAAGGAACCACCUACGCCACCUGUUAAGGAACAAAAAGGAGUUUUCAGCUUCUUCGGCAAGGUUGCUGAUAAGUUUGAAAAGGGCAUCGAUAAAUUAACCAAGAAAUCAAAGAAGGAACAGGAGAAGGACGUCGAUGAAAAGUCUUCGUCGAAGUCCAGUUCUCCGAAAGAGGCGAAGGUACAAGAGAAGACCGUGCUAGAAGAAGUCGAUGUCGAGAAAAUAUUCCUGAAAGUUGGUAAACCUAGUGAGAAAGUCCAGGAAGUAGUUCCUGAAGUGGAACCGAAGAUACAAGAGAGGGCUGCCUCGAUCACGGAAGAAACCAUCGCGAUGGCUAAGGAAAAACUCGAGGGUGUGACCGUAACAGAACGUGACGUAACAGAACUCGAAAUUAAAGAGAAAGAAAUUAAACCUACUGAGGAAGAGGCUGUGAAAGAAGAAAGCAAAUCUCCAGUGUCGGUGGUAUCGAAACCCAUUGAGGAAGAAAAAAUUGAAUUGAAAAAAGAAAUAGCGAAACCAAGCGAAGUUCCGUCGAAAGAUGUCGAGGUCGCAGAAAAGACGGAAAAGUCACCGGAGAUCGAGAUCAAAGCUAAGAAGGAAGAACAGCUUGCAGAAGAAGUCGAAGAAGAAGCAGAAGAAAUAAAAGCACUGUUGGAAGAAGCUUCGAAGAAAUUUAAAACAGUAAAGGACAGCUUGAGGGAUUCUUUGGAAUCGUUGGAAGAGAAGAUUGCCGGUGAAACAGCUGAUUUGACACGAGAGGUACCAUUAACGAAGGAUGUCGUUAAGGACACUCUGGAAGGUGUGGUGGAAAAGCUGGAAGCGAUUAAGCCACAUAUCGAAGGCACAUCUCCCGAAAGCAAAGAACCUGAAAAGGUGAAAUUCGAAAUACCAAAAGCUGAACAUUUGGAAGAAGAAAUACCUACGAAAGACGUUAAAGAAGCUGUUCUAGACGUUGGAGAGGUUCUUGCUGGAACAGCUGGUAUCGACAUCGAGGACAAAGUUAGAGAUGUUACUGAAAUCGUGCGUAAGGUUGCCGAGGUUCUGAAAGACGACGAUGUCUUCUCGGACAAGUUGUUGUUCAAGGAACCAAUCAAAAAGGGAGAAACUGUGUCGCCACCUAAACCUGUGGCGGAAGCUGUGUCGCCACCUAAACCUGUGACGGAAGCUGUGUCGCCACCUAAACCUGUGGCGGAAGCUGUGUCGCCACCUAAACCUGUGACGGAAGCUGUGUCGCCGCCUAAACCUGUGGCGGAAGCUGUGUCGCCGCCUAAACCUGUGGCGGAAGCUGUGUCGCCGCCUAAACCUGUGGCGGAAGCUGUGUCGCCGCCUAAAGCUGUCGCGGAAACUAAGGUUUCUAUGAUACCCACGAAAGUUGGAAUUACCGAAGAAAUUUCUCUGUACCAGGAGGAAGCUGAAGAACUCGUUGCAGAAACAAAGGAAGAACCUUGUGUCCAAAUUGUCAAAGAAACAGAGCCAAUUAUAUCUCCGAAAGAAGAGAAAGAUGAGCGUGACGUUAAGGAAAUUUGCGAAGAAAUGAUGAAAGAUGUCAAAGAGAUUGCUCCCGAAGUUAAAGAUUUGUCUCUGAAGGUGGACGUACUGGAAGCUGGGGUGGAAGACGUUUGUGUGAAAGAAACUGUGAAAUCACCGAUCGAAAAAGAGGAGAAAGUUCAAACAGCUAUAGAAGAGCCUGUAAUAGGUUUCGAGCAAAAGAUUUCUCCCGCCAAAGCGGAGAUUGUAAUGGUUUCUCCUGGUUCAACACCAACCUCACCGAAAUUUGUUACAGAUAAAAUGCAGGAAAGCAAAGUGGACUUGAGUAAAGAAAUUGAACUCUCGAUUAAAUUACCCGCUGAAAUAAAAGCUAUUGUCGAUAAGGUAGAUCGUAUUGUGGAAGAGAUUAUCGAAGAACUUGUGAUUAAGAAGAAGAAAAUCACUAUUGAGAUUAUAGAGUACAUUACAAUUGUUAAAGGUGUUCCAAAGGAGCGUGUUAUUUAUAUUAUCGAAGAGAUUAUUAUACGAAAGGGUCUUUCAAAGAAAGAUGUCGUCGAUAACGUUGAUAUCUUAAAAUUGGAAGAAUCUAUCACUCCGAAAUUGAAAAUGGAGCUUGAAGAGUAUAUUAUCAAUGAAUACAUUAAAAGAGGAAAAUGCAUAACUAUCGAAAUCGUCGAAGAAAUUUCCAUUAAAAAGACUGUGCCGAAAGUGAUCAUAAUUCGUAUUAUCCAGGAAAUUAUCGUUAAAAAGUUAAUCGAUGUUAAAACUGAUGGUUUGUUUGAUUCCGAACUGAAACCAAUUGACACUAAAGCAAAGAAAGAAGAAGCUGAGAAGAAAGAAGAAACGAAGGAGGAAAAGAUCGAAGCACCGUCGAAAUUAGACAAAAAGGAAGAAAAAUUAUCACCAAUCGAAGUUAUAUCGGUCGCGAAACCAGAAAUAAAAUCUCCUGUAGAAAAAGAGAUUUUGAAGGAAAAAGAGAUGAAAUCACCGAAAGAAGAAGCUAAAAUUUCUGAACCACGUAAAGAAGAACUCGGCGUCGAAGAAGAAUCCGUUUGUUUGUCAGCUGAAGAAGAAGAAGAAGAUGAUUUUGUAAGUAUCAUUAAAAAAUCUUCCACAAAACCGAAAGAGGUUCGUGACUACGAGGACACAAUACCUACAAAACCGGUAUCUCUAAAAGAAAUUAUCGACAAAAGACAGGAAAAAGACAUUGGCGACGACUUUGAGGCUGUCGAACAAGAAUAUAAAGUACGUGAUGUCACUGUUACUUCUUUGGAAGAUACAUCGCGUAUUAUUUCACCAAAAUCAGACGAAUCACGCGAGCGGGAAUAUGCCGAAGAAGCUGUGGAAGAUACCAUAAGUGACGUUAUCGAGGCUGACGAAAAAUUCGUUCACGAGACAAAGGGAAAAGUAGGAAAGACAGAAUUACCUAUCGAUGUAAAACCAGUUAAAGAGAAAGAAAAGGAAGUUAAAGUGACCGAAGUACCAGAAUCUCUUGAUACCAUAGAAAAGUAUCUAGACGAAGCUAAAGAGAAGAAGGAGCAGAAGACUAAAUCGCCCGAAGAACAAGUGGAUGCGAUUACAAUAGAAAAAGAAAGAAGGAAACGUUCAAUCGCUGAACUAGUACUGGAAAAAGAAGUUAUUCAGAAAGAAUUAGAAAAGCUGGAAGAAAAAGAAUUUAAGCCAAUAGAAAAGAAGGAAGAAGUUAAACCAGUAGAAAAAGAGGAAGAAGUAAAACCAAUAGAAAAGAAAGAAGAAGUAAAACCAAUGGAAAAGAAGGAAGAAAUUAAGCCAGUAGAAAAGGAAGAAGAAGUAAAACCAAUAGAAAAGAAAGAAGAAGUAAAACCAUUGGAAAAGAAGGAAGAAGUGAAACCAGUAGAGAAGGAAGAAGAAGUGAAACCAAUGGAAAAGAAGGAAGAAGUAAAACCAGUAGAAAAGGAGGAAGAAGUGAAAGCAGUAGAGAAGGAAGAAGAAAUGAAACCAAUAGAAAAGAAAGAAGAAAUAAAACCAAUGGAAAAGAAAGAAGAAGUAAAGCCAAUGGAAAAGAAGGAAGAAGUUAAACCAGUAGAAAAGGAAGAAGAAGUAAAACCAAUAGAGAAGAAAGAAGAAGUAAAACCAAUGGAAAAGAAGGAAGAUGUUAAACCAAUAGAGAAGAAAGAAGAAGUGAAACCAAUGGAAAAGAAGGAAGAAGUAAAACCAGUAGAAAAGGAAGAAGAAGUAAAACCAAUAGAAAAGAAAGAAGAAGUAAAACCAAUGGAAAAGAAGGAAGAAGUUAAACCAGUAGAAAAGGAAGAUGAAGUGAAACCAGUAGAAAAGGAAGAAGUAAAACCAAUAGAAAAGGAAGAAGAAGUAAAACCAAUAGAAAAGAAGGAAGAAGUGAAACCGGUAGAGAAGGAAGAGGAAGUGAAACCAGUGGAAAAGAAAGAAGAAGUGAAACCAGUAGAGAAGGAAGAAGAAAUGAAACCAGUAGAAAAGAAAGAAGAAGUAAAACCAAUGGAAAAGAAAGAAGAAGUAAAACCAAUGGUAAAGGAGGAACAAGUGAAACCAGUAGAGAAGGAAGAAGGAGUAAAACCAAUGGAAAAGGAGGAAGAAGUGAAACCAGUAGAAAAGGAAGAAGAAAUGAAACCAGUGGAAAAGAAAGAAGAAGUAAAACCAAUGGAAAAGAAAGAAGAGGUGAAACCAGUAGAAAAGGAAGAAGAAGCGAAACCAGUGGAAAAGAAAGAAGAAGUAAAACCAAUGGAAAAGAAAGAAGAGGCGAAACCAGUAGAAAAGGAAGAAGAAGCGAAACCAGUGGAAAAGAAAGAAGAAGUAAAGCCAAUAGAAAAGAAGGAAGAGGUGAAACCAGUAGAAAAGAAAGAAGAAGUGAAACCAGUGGAAAAGAAAGAAGAAGUAAAACCAAUGGAAAAGAAGGAAGAAGUGAAACCAGUAGAAAAGAAAGAAGAAGUGAAACCAGUGGAAAAGAAAGAAGAAGUAAAACCAAUGGAACAGAAGGAAGAAGUGAAGCCAGUAGAAAAGAAAGAAGAAGUGAAACCAGUGGAAAAGAAAGAAGAAGUGAAACCAAUAGAAAUGAAAGAAGAAGAGAGACCAGUGGAAAAGGUGACUGAACCAAAGUCACCUGUUCAAAAGGAAAUCAUCGAUGAAAUCAAGCCUACUGAAAUUUCAUUAACAAAAGAUGAGAAGCGAGGAGACAAAUUGGAGACAGCCAUCGACGUUUCCAAGAAAAUUCCGGAAUCGGAAGUUGUUGAUCGCGUACCGAAGGAAGAACUUGUUGAAAAGAAACCGGAAAUACUUGAAGUGGAGCGUAAGAAGAGUAUUCAGGAAUUAGUUAAAGAAGAUGAGGAAGUAUCCCCCAAAGUAGAAAAGAUCGAAGAUGACAAGAAAAUAUCUCCCAAAGCAGAGAAGAUCGAAGACGACAAGAAAGUGGAGAUGGUCGCGCCUGAAGAUUUAGCUAAAAAAGAUGAGAAAAUAUCUCCUAAAGCAGAAAAGAUCGAAGAUGUUACGAAAAUUGAGAAAGUUACUCUUGAAGAUGUAGCUAAAAAAGAUGCGGUAGUAUCUCCCAAGCUGGAAAAGAUCGAAGAUGAAAAGAAAAUGGAGAAAGUUUCUCCUGACGACUUAGCUAAGAAAGACGAAGAAGUAUCUCCCAAAGUAGAAAAGAUCGAAGAUGACAAGAAAAUUGAGAAAGUGACUCUAGAAGACUUAGCUAAAAAGGAUGAGAAAAUAUCUCCCAAAGUAGAAAAGAUCGAAGACGACAAGAAAGUGGAGAUGGUUGGGCCUGAAGAUUUAGCCAAAAAAGAUGAGAAAAUAUCUCCCAAAGCAGAAAAGAUCGAAGAUGUCACGAAAAUUGAGAAAGUUGCUCCUGAAGACUUAACUAAGAAAGACGAAGAAGCAUCUCCCAAAAUAGAAAAGAUCGAAGAUGACAAGAAAAUGGAGAAAGUUGUUCCUGAAGACUUGGCUAAGAAAGACGAAGAAAUAUCUCCUAAAGUAGAAAAGAUCGAAGAUGACAAGAAAAUGGAGAAGGUUGCUCCUGAAGAUUUAGCUCAAAAGGAUGAGAAAGUAUCUCCCAAAGUAGAAAAGGUCGAAGGUGACAAGAAAAUUGAGAAAGUUGUUCUUGAAGACUUAUCGUUGGCUCGAAAAGAAGAGCCACUCAAAGAGAUACCAGUUGCAGUUAAAGAAGAAAAGAAACCUGAGAAAUCGCCUGAAGAUGAUGCUGCAGCUGUUCGAAGGAUGUUAGUUACAGCAAGCAGCGAAGAUGGCGGACAAGAAAUUGAAAUUUCCCCAACUGGUACUAUUGCGUUCCAAAAAACUGUUACACCUGAUGAUUCUCUUAAAGAUGCAUCUGUCAAAUCAACAUCUGAUAAAGAUUCUUUGCUUCUAGAUAAGGACUCUUUGCACUCAGAAAUCAGUUCUCCAGAAAAAGACAGCAUUUCUGAUAAGUCACCAUCAAUCAAAGAUGUCGGAAAGGUAACUCCUGAAGACAGCUUGGAUAAGUCACCGAUUGACACUCGUGACUCACGUGAUCUCGAAGACAGCUUAGAGAAGGCGGUACCUACUAAACCAAAAGAAGCGGACAGUAGCACUUCUCCAUCUCUGAUAGAAUCAGAAAUUCCAAAGUCUCCCAGUUUGCAACAACAAACAGAAAUUUUGGAGGAUAUGGCUAAAGCCGUUCGUGAAAAAGUCGAAAAGAAAGAAUUAGAAACUAAGAAGAUUGAAACAAUCGAAUCAUCUGUUGAUACAGCUACUAAAGUAGUGGACACCGUUGUUGAGAAAAAAGAAUUAGAUGGAAAAAUGAUUAAAGAAGCUUUAGAGAAACCGACGCUGAUUCAAGAGAAAGUUGAAGUCGAUGAAAUUCGCAAGAAAAGUCUCGACAUCGUUGCAUCGAAAUCACCGGAGUCGCUUCGAUCGGAAGAUGUUUCUCCGGCGGAAACUAUUUUUGCAAAAUCACCGGAAGAAUCGGCGAAGAUUUCUGAUAUGAAAGAUAUAGAACCUCUAAAGCCAACCUUCGAAACGAUAGUUCCAGAAAGAAAGAUUGGAAUGCCGGAAAGUUUGAAAACAGAAGUAAUUAAAGAAGUUGCUCAAGUUGAUAGGAAAAUUGAGAUGCCUGUAAGUGAUGAAAAAGAAGACAAGAAAGAACGUGCCGGUAUUUCACCUAAGAAAAGUCCUGAAGAGAGUCCUGAAAAGAGUCCUGAAAAGAGUCCAGAACUAAAAGAGAAACCACUUGAUUUCGAACCUACCAAAGCAGAAAAGAUACAACCAAUCACAGACCUUAAGCCAGCAAUUAUCACUGACCAGGACACGUUAGGAAAGAAAGAAGCAGACAAAAAAUCUCCUUCUCCGGCACCGAGUGAUAAAGGGGAUUUGCAGGAGGUAAGCGAGGACAAAAUGGUAGAAAAGACGAUUGUCUAUUUGACAAAGUUGGAAAAAUCUGAGAUCACUACCGCAGAAGCAGAAAAGAAGAUAGAAGAACAAGUAGAUGUUUCUAAACGUCAGGCUGAAGAAUCCAAGAAAACAAAAACACCAGAGGAACCUAGAACUCCAACUACAAGUCCUGUUCUUGAACAACCUUUGAAAGCAGACAUCGCAGAAAUUCCCAGUGAAAAACCGAUAGAAUCAAAGGCACCUUUUGAUGUAUCAAAGCGACCCAGUAUUCCUACUGAACCGCAUGAGUGGAAAGAGAUUGAUGUAAAGGAAAUAGACAAGGCUAGGGCGUUAAGUAUAACGAGUGCUACCGAAGAACGUGAGGUUAUUACAGAUCGUUUGAAAUCACCGAUUAGUCCUGCAGAGAAGCCAGAUUUAAAGGCUAUUGAUAAAAAAUCACUUUCUCGUUAUUCGGAUUUAGAGGAUGCAGAGGCAGAAGAUGAGAAGUCUGCAUCUUCCAGUAUAACAAGUGUCUCAGGAGAAUCUAAGGACGCAUCAGAUGCGUCAAAGUCGUCCAGUAUUGUUGACGAGGUAUGCGAUAUAAAGGAUAUUGCGGCAAGAGAUAUUGAGAAGUCAACAUCUCCUAGUGUCGCUAGCGUCACAAGUCUCUUGACUGAACAAAAGGAACCGGUGGAUAAAUCAAAGACACCUAGUAUUGCUGGAGAGAUUCCUGACUUAAAAGAAGUUGAAACAAAAGAUAUGGAGAAAUCUAGGUCCCCCAGUAUAUCGAGUGUCUCAACUGAAGCAAAGGACGUGUCAGAUAAGUCGAAGUCUUCUAGUAUCGCUGGCGAGACACCCGACUUAAAAGAGGUUGAUGCUAAAGAAAUAGAGAAAUCCAGAUCUCCCAGUGUAACGAGUGUUCUAUCCGAAGCAAAAGACGUAUCGGAUAAGUCGAAAUCUCCCAGUAUCGUUGGCGAGACACCUGACUUAAAGGAUCUUGAAGCUAAAGAAAUUGAAAAAUCUAGGUCUCCCAGUGUAACAAGCGUCCCAGCUGAAGUUAAAGAUGUGUCGGAUAAGUCGAAAUCUCCUAGUAUCGCUGGCGAGACACCUGACUUAAAAGAGAUUGAAGCUAAAGAAAUAGAGAAAUCUAGAUCUCCCAGUGUAACGAGUAUCAUAUCCGAAGGAAAGGGCGUAUCGGAUAAGUCGAAAUCUCCUAGUAUCGCUGGCGAGACACCCGACUUAAAAGACAUUGAAGCUAAGGAAAUAGAGAAGUCUAGGUCUCCCAGUGUAACGAGUGUCCCAUCCGAAGCAAAAGACGUACCGGAUAAGUCGAAAUCUCCUAGUAUCGCUGGCGAGACACUUGACUUAAAGGACAUUGAACCUAAGGAAAUAGAGAAGUCUAGGUCUCCCAGUGUAACGAGUGUCCCAUCCGAAGCAAAGGACGUACCAGAUAAGUCGAAAUCUCCUAGUAUCGCUGGCGAGACACUUGACUUAAAGGACAUUGAACCUAAGGAAAUAGAGAAGUCUAGAUCUCCCAGUGUAACGAGUGUCCCAUCCGAAGCAAAGGACGUACCGGAUAAGUCGAAAUCUCCUAGUAUCGCUGGCGAAACACUUGACUUAAAGGACAUUGAAGCUAAAGAAAUAGAGAAGUCCAGAUCUCCCAGUGUAACGAGUGUCCCAUCCGAAGCAAAGGACGUACCGGAUAAGUCGAAAUCUCCUAGUAUCGCAGGCGAGACACUUGACUUAAAGGACAUUGAAGCUAAAGAAAUAGAGAAGUCCAGAUCUCCCAGUGUAACGAGUGUCCCAUCCGAAGCAAAGGACGUACCGGAUAAGUCGAAAUCUCCUAGUAUCGCUGGCGAGACACCUGACUUAAAGGAUCUUGAAGCUAAAGAAAUUGAAAAAUCUAGGUCUCCUAGUGUAAUAAGCGUCCCAGCUGAAGCAAAAGAUGUAUCGGAUAAGUCCAAGUCUCCUAGUAUCGCUGGUGAAACGCCUGAUCUGAAGGACGUUGAUGCGAAAGGUGCUGAGAAAUCUAGAUCUCCGAGUAUACCAAGUGCUCCAGUAGAAACUAAAGAUAUAUCAGAUAAAUCAAAGACACCAAGCAUCAUCAGUGAUACGCUGGAUCUAAAAGAACUGGAAACAAAAGAUAUUGAGAAAUCCAGAUCUCCUAGUGUGACAAGUAUUUCAACGGACUUGAAAGAUAAGUCAAAGACUCCUAGCAUUACUGGCGAAACACCAGAUUUAAAGGAUAUCGAGAAGUCUAGGUCUCCUAGCAUAACAAGUAUUUCAGCGGAGUUUAAAGAAGUAUCAGAUAAGUCAAAGACUCCCAGCGUUGUUGGUGAAGAACCUGACUUAAAGGAUGUUGACAAAUCUAGGUCUCCUAGGCCUAGCGUAACUAGUGUCCUUACUGAGCCAAAAGAACCAGCUGAUAAAUCCAAGACACCAAGCAUUGCAGGAGAAAUUGCCGAUCUGAAGGAAGUCGAUGAAAAAUAUUUUGACAAAUCCAGAUCUGCCAGCGUAGCAAGUAUUGCAGUUGAACCGAAGGAACUUUCGGAUAAGUCAAAGUCACCUAGUAUUGUUAGUGAGACUCUUGACUUGAAGGAGAUUGACGAAAGAGAUAUUGAGAAAUCUAGGUCUCCUAGUGUGAUAAGUGUACCUACUGAGCGGAAAGAAACACCGGAUAAAUCCAAGUCACCCAGCAUUGCUGGUGAGAUUCCAGAAUUAAAAGACGUUUGCGUAAAAGAUGCUGAGAAGUCUAGGUCUCCUAGUGUAACAAGCAUUUCAGCCGAGCUGAGAGAACCAACUGAUAAGUCAAAGUCACCUAGCAUUGCUGGCGAGAAACCCGAUCUAGAUGAAAUUGAUGCAAAAAGUGCUGAAAAAUCCAGGUCUCCUAGUGUUGCAUCUGUUGUAACUGAAACAAAGGAAACAUCCGAUAAAUCAAAAUCGCCUAGUAUUGCCGGGGAGGUUCUCGAUUUGAAAGAUGUUGAAGCAAAAGAUAUUGAGAAAUCUCGAUCUCCUAGCAUUACAAGUGUUCCAACUGAAGCGAAAGACGCAUCAGAUAAAUCAAAGUCUCCUAGUAUCGCUGGUGAAAUACCCGAUGUAAAGGACGCCGAUAUAAAAGAUACACAGAAAUCUAGAUCUCCAAGUAUAUCAAUCGCAUCAACGGAAUCGAAAGAAGCCACGGAUAAAUCAAAGUCACCCAGCAUUGCUGGAGAAGUACCUGACUUAAAGGAUAUUGAGAAAUCUAGAUCUCCCAGUAUAACCAGUAUUCCGGCUGAAGCAAAGGACGUUUUGGAUAAGUCAAAGACGCCUAGUAUUGCUGGUGAAAUUCCCGAAUUAAAGGAUGUUGAGAAAUCUAGAUCUCCCAGUAUACCAAGCAUUCCUGUGGAAUCAAAGGACGUAUCAGAUAAGUCAAAAUCUCCCAGCGUUGCUGGAGAAGUUCAAGACUUAAAGGAUGUUGCAAAAUCUAGAUCUCCCAGUAUACCAAGUGUUUCCGCUGAAUCGAAAGAAGUAUCAGAUAAGUCAAAAUCUCCCAGUGUUGCUGGUGAAGUACCCGACUUAAAGGAUGUUGAGAAAUCUAGAUCUCCAAGUAUACCAAGCAUUCCUGUGGAAUCAAAGGACGUAUCAGAUAAGUCAAAAUCUCCCAGUGUCGCUGGUGAAGCUCCCGAUUUGAAGGAUGUUGAGAAAUCUAGAUCUCCUAGUAUAUCAAGCAUUCCUGUGGAAUCAAAGGACGUAUCAGAUAAGUCAAAAUCUCCCAGUGUCGCUGGUGAAGCUCCCGAUUUGAAGGAUGUUGAGAAAUCUAGAUCUCCUAGUAUACCAAGCAUUCCUGUGGAAUCGAAAGACGUAUCAGAUAAAUCAAAAUCUCCCAGUGUCGCUGGUGAAGUUCCCGAUUUGAAGGAUGUUGAGAAAUCCAGAUCUCCCAGUAUACCAAGUAUUCCUGUGGAAUCCAAGGACGUAUCAGAUAAGUCAAAAUCUCCCAGUGUCGCUGGCGAAGUUCCCGAUUUGAAGGAUGUUGAGAAAUCCAGAUCUCCCAGUAUACCAAGCAUUCCUGUGGAAUCGAAAGACGUAUCAGAUAAAUCAAAAUCUCCCAGUGUCGCUGGCGAAGUUCCCGAUUUGAAGGAUGUUGAGAAAUCCAGAUCUCCCAGUAUAGCAAGCAUUCCUGUGGAAUCAAAGGAUGUGUCAGAUAAAUCGAAAUCUCCCAGUGUUGCUGGUGAAGUUCCUGAUCUGAGAGAUAUGGAGAAAUCUAGAUCUCCUAGCGUAACAAGCGUUUCAGCGGAACUAAAAGAAACAGUAGAUAAAUCGAAAUCGCCCAGUAUUGCUGGCGAAGCUAUUGAUUUGAAGGAUGUCGAGGCUAAAGAAAUUAGGAAAUCUAGGUCUCCCAGUGUGAUUAGUGUCACAGAUGAAUCAAAGGAUAAAUCCAGGUCUCCCAGCAUUGUUGCCGAGGCUCUCGAUUUGAAGGAUGUUCCGACGAAGGAUGCUGAUAAAUCUAGGUCACCUAGUGUUCCGUUAGAAUAUAAAGAUAUAUCAGAAAAAUCAAAGACUCCCAGCGUUGCUGACGAAACAAGUGAUUUAAAGGAUGUUGACGCUAAAGUUGCUGAUAAAUCUAGGUCACCUAGCGUAACAAGUGCCCCAGCGGAAGCAAAGGAUUUAACGGAUAAAUCAAAAUCCCCUAGCGUUGCUAGUGAUAUAUUGGAUCUGAAAGAUGUUGCAGAUUCUGUGGACAAAUCUAAAUCACCAAGUGUAACAGAUAUUUCAGUGGGAUUGAAGGAUGUAUCAGAUAAAUCAAAGUCGCCCAGCAUUGCUGGUGAAUCACCUGACCUAAAGGAGGUUGAAACGAAAUCUAUUGACAAACCUAUAUCUCCAACUAUACCAAGUGCUCCAAAGGAAGCUAAGGAUGUAUCGGAUAAAUCAAAGUCACCCAGUAUCGCUGGCGAGGUACCUGAUGUGAAAGAGGUUGAAUUGGAAGAUAUCGUGAAAUCUAGAUCUCCGAGUAUACCAAGUGUUUCAGUGGAAUCUAAGGAUGUAGCGGGUAAAUCCGAUGUAUCCAAGUCGCCUAGUAUCGCUGGCGACACGCUUGAUCUCAAGGAUAUUGACGUAAAAGACAAAUCCAGAUCUCCUAGUGUAACAAGUGUAUUAGGCGAACCAAAGGAAGCAGCGGACAAAUCCAAGUCUCCGAGUGUCGCUGGAGAAGUUCCCGAUAUACAGGAUGUUGAAGCAAAAGAUACUGAGAAAUCCAGAUCUCCAAGUAUACCAAGUGCAACGUUGGACUCGAGAGAUGUAUCGGACAAGUCGAAGACCCCAAGCAUCGCUGGCGACGUUUCCGAUGUAAAGGAAGUCGAAGCUAAAGACAUUGGAAAGUCCAGAUCACCCAGUGUAACAAGUGUCCUGUCAGAACCUAAGGAUAAAUCAAAGACUCCUAGCAUUGCUAGCGAGACACCUGAUUUGAAGGAAGUUGGUAUAAAAGAAAUUGAGAAAUCCAGAUCUCCCAGUGUAGCGAGUGUUCCAGGAGAAGCUAAAGAUUUGUCCGACAAAUCAAAGUCUCCCAGCAUCGCUGAUUUAGACGAAGGCGAUAAAAGAAGAGAAAUCGAUAGUAAAAAGCUAGAUGUCGAAGAGAAACAGAUUGAUAUCCGGAAAUCAGUCGAAAAGGAUGGGGCAUUAAAGACGCCAGUUAAACUGGAAGAUUUUACGAAGAUAAGCGUUUCUACUACAGAGGUAACUAAAGAUAAGUCGCUAUUCGUCGAUGAUAGCUAUAAAGUAUUGCCUGAAAGUGUUGAAAUGGACCAAACGCAGGUCGAUCGAGAAAGUACGAUGAAAAUAACGCCUGAGAAAGAAGCAAAUAUUAAAAAGUAUAUUUUAGAAGAAUAUAUAAAUAAGGGAAGGAAGAUCACGAUGAUCGUAAUAGAAGAAAUAAUUAGAACUUAUUCUGUCUCAGAGUUGAUAGUAAUGACUAUCAUAGAGACAAUUAUUACGACGAGGAAACUCAACAGAGAUUCAGUUUUAGAUAUACCCGAGCAAAAGAUGGAGAAGUCGGAUCAUUCGAUAAGUUCUAGCGUAAGUUCCGAACUGAUUGCUUCUGAUAAAUCUACUCAAGAUAGCCCUGUACGUUCUGAGCCACAUAUCGACGAAGAAGUUUCGAUCUCGGAAGAGAAGAGAAUCGAAAUUGAGAAACUUCUCGAAGAAGACUACGUUAAACAAGGAAAGAAAAUCACCGAAGAAAUUCUAGAAGACAUUAUCGUCCGAUCGUCUUUACCUCGAUACAUUAUUCUAGAAAUAACGGAGGAAUUAAUUCUGAAGAGAAAACUUACUCGAGAAUCCGUGAUCGACGUGGAGGUGUACUAUCACGACGACGAGCCAGAUGACAGCUACGGUAAGGAUGGCUACCGUUAUGAAAAAUCUCUGGAGCUCAGAUACGAACCCGACCACGGAGAAGGGAAAAUGUCUUACGAUUACAAAACGGUGGAAUAUUCGGGACAACGCGAAGGCCACAUGGAAACGUCGAUGACGGAUUAUUCGACAAGUUACGAGAGCCAAUUCCACAAAGCAUUCGUCGGCGGAGUAACCGAGAUACGUACGACUCAUAUAACGACGUUAUCAGGAAAAUCAACGCCAGACGUAACUCGUGACGGAACUCCUGAUUCGAUAUCCGAGCCUACAGCUUCCACCGUAGAGAAAGUAGAAGAUAAAUCUGCCGGUAAACCAAUCGACCAUAUUUCGCCUGAUAAAGAUGUAGUUUCUACGAGUAUCGGCACCUCCACCACUAUCACCACUACGGUAACCCAGAAAUCAUCCGUUACGCACACCGUGGAAGCGAAACCUCAGAUAGUUACUGUACUGAAAGAAAGUAAAAUCGGCGAAGUAGACGCGCAAGUGACGGGUAAAACGGAAGUAAUUAGAAAAGUAAUCGAAUCGGACGUAGACGCGAGUGAAUCUGUACCCUCGGCCAGGCUCGAGUUCGAGGAGUUGGAAAAACGAAUUAUCAAAGGUAAAGAAGAGAUGGAAGGAGAGCCAACCGAAGAAGAAAAGGAAGUUUCGCCAGAUGGCAAGGUGAUCGUGGUUAAAAGAAUCGUGACACGGGAAGUGUCGGAUCAAGAAGAACCCGAAACGAUUCGUAAGGUAAUAAAACGGGAGAUCAUCGAGCAGGAUGAUCCGCUGGUGAUUACGAAAGUCAUAAAGCGCGAGAUUAUCGUUCCCGAGGGUGAGAUGGGCGACACGGACGAUCUCGAAACGAUAAAAGAAAUCGUGAGCAAAGAAACUGUCCCAUCGACCGUCGAAACUGUGAGAACAGAAACGAAGAAAAUCGUGAUUACAGGAGGCGAGAAGCUGAGCGAAGAGAGUCUGACAUCGGACAUUCUGUCGGGUAUGCACGUCGACGUUAAAAAAGGAACGACAACUAUCAUAGAAACGGGUGGUGAGAUAUCGGAGAAGGACAUCAGAGAGGCUAUCGAAAAAAUGACGACCGAGGCUAGUAAGCAGAGUGAAUUUUUAAGCGACGAAGGUACCAUAAUCAAAGAAACUACUAUUAGAACUACGAAGACCGAAGAGUCUACGGAAAGGAAGAAAGAAGAGAAGAAAGUCGAAGGAGCAGAAGGAAAAUCUGAAGCGAAAUUUGAAAAGGAAGAAACGAAGCAUACGCCGAUGGAUAAACGUUCGAUGCCUCCUCAAGUACGCGAUAUCGCUUCCGACGUUUCUUCUCUGUCAGGAAGAACUACACCGGACCGAAGAUCCGAAGGUAGGUCUUUGACUGGAACUCCAGAAGGAUUCAGAUCGGGAGAGGUGAUCAGAACGAUCAUCACCACGACUAAGACAGUGUCCGACGACGGUGAGAUAGUGACGACGACCCGAGAAGUCACGGAAACCACAAACGAAAAAGGAGAGACGGUGAUAUUGGCGGAGAAAGUGGACGUGAAGGUAGACGAAUAUUUACCUAGCAAGGAUAUGACGGAAUCUUUGGGUCCCGAUAGCUCCCUUCUACGUUCCUUGCAAGAAAAAGAGAAAGAGAGAACAUCUAGCGACUUUAUGAGCAGCGCGAUGAGCAGCAGCAUUUAUGGCGAGCUACCGUCUGAAAAAGAUACAACAAGUGGCAGCACGCAGAAGAUCGGCGAAUCUUCCACUCUGACAGAUCAAGGUGAUUACACGUUCAAACGUUUCAUGGUGGAGAAAGAGUAUGCCGGUGAUUACAAGGAGAAAUCCGAUCCGAAGAAAUAUAUCGACGAGGCUGGACUUGACUUUGAGAAAGCUCUGUCGAUGGAACAAAAGGAAACUAAAGAAACCGAACCACAGGGUAAAACUAUCUCAGCGAGAUACACGAACGGUAGCGUUCGUCGAGAAGCGUCAGAUUCUGAUGGUAAGUCGGACGAUCGCAAAGAGGAGGAUCCGAAAUCUGACACGAAGAAAGAUCCGUUAGAUGGUUGGGGAACUCCGUUGGGGCUUCCUUCUCCCAUUCCACCGCAUAAGUUUAACCUCAGAAACACGAAUUCCGACAACAAUAUGAGACUAAAUUUCGACGCUAUUAACGACUGGGGUGAGCCAUUGAGAUUACCUUCACCAGCUCCUGUGACCAAUGAAAUUUCUAACAAGGGUACACCCGGAACACCGAAAAAAGAGAAGAAACAAGCGAGAAAGGUUCUAUCGGAGAAUCUGAAGAACAAGAAACGCUCCGAGAGUCCGGGCAAGAACGAGAAGAAGCUGAAGGAUUCGAAGAAUAAAGUACAACCCGUCUACGUGGAUCUUACUUAUGUACCUCAUCAUGGAAACUCCUAUUACACAUCGUUGGAAUUCUUCAAGAGAGUUCGCGCGAGAUAUUACGUGUUCAGCGGUACCGAACCAAGUCGCGAAGUCUAUGACGCUUUGUUGGAAGCUAAGAGGACUUGGGAAGACAAAGAUCUCGAGGUAACUAUGAUCCCAACUUACGACACCGACACCCUGGGCUAUUGGGUAGCCGACAACGAAGAAGCUCUGGCUGCGAAUCACAUUGACCUUUCACCUUCAGCAUCCCGAUGUACGAUUAACCUGCAGGACCACGAGACUAGUUGCAGUGCCUAUAGACUUGAAUUCUAGGGAUUGGCAGCCUGCUCAGCCGUAAUAGUUGAGUUCUGAGCGGUGUUCAGAGAGUGUACUUGAUCGCUUCAUUUCUGGACUUGCCGUUUCGCGAAUUCCUUACCGUGCCUACUAGCGGUUCAUAAAACUUUAGAAAAAUCUUAAGGAGAGGCUACAUCGAACGACUUGGACGUGGUCGUUCUACGAUCCGAAUAUUUCGUGCCUAAUCCCGUAUAAAUCAUAAAUACGCAGUUGUUCCUUGUUUUUAAAUGCACAGGUUUAUUGGAUCAACAACUAUAUUACCACGACCACCGAUAACAACAUAUAGCAGCAACAAUAACGACGACAAAAACAAUCACGACGAAAACAACAAAAAUAACAACACAACAACAACGAUAACGACAACAGCGAUGAGGACGAUAACGUUAACGAUGCUCCUUUCUUGCUCUCUCUCUAUCUGUUUUCUUUGCUUCCUUCACCUAUGAUACUUAGAUCGAGAAUACGAUAAAAAGAAUGCAAUUUUCUCCUGAACACUCGGCCGUGUACGAUCUUUGCUGGUACGUGCAAAAUUUCGAUACGAAGCUGUGAAACGAUCACGUUAGAAGCUGUUGCGACAAACGAACCUGGCCUGUUCUCAGUUUUUUUUGGACGUUUACACUCACAAAGUUUAAAGAACGCGUCCUUUGCCUCCAUUAUCUUUUUAUAUACACACCUAUUACUCGACACUGUUAUCGCUUUGGAAGCAUCGCUAAAAAAGCCGUAGAAAGAUGGAGACACGUAGGAACAACGCAACACAGCCUAGCAAUAACACGGACAAGACGUACAAAGGUAAAUAGGACGAAACAACGCGUACACAUAACGGGCAGAUAUUGAGGCAUCGACCACGUCGAUGAAGAAGACAAAAGGAUUCUUUGUACAUCUUUUAUGGUCUUAAGUUCUCGACAAAAAUGAAUUCGAGUUGGAACAUCCAAGGACGUUUCUUCGUCGAACUAACGAUCGAUCUCCUCGUCGUGAAUGUCUACUCGUGUACAGAGAUAAACGACUAUAUACGUCAAUCGGGAAGUACCGCGGUGAAACGAUCCGAGUCGUGAAACAAAGCGUUUCCAAAGAUUCCUAAAGAAUGGAAGAUAUUCGCGCGGUCGCAAUCGGAUCGAAGCAAACAACAGGAAAAGCGAUAUAGGAAAACGAUCGUCCAUAUCGUCGAUGUUCCAUUCCAAAUGCCACUUAGGCCCGUUACCUUAUAGCGGAGGUAGGUGAAUAAAGAUAAAGCAAAAUCUAAAAAAGGAUUCCCUUCUCGAUAACGAAGAAAGUAGAAUAUCAGAAGCAAAACUGAGACGGCGAUAAAGUAAAAAUCGUACAACAUCCAUCCAAUGGACAAAGUCCACGUUCGAUAAUCGUAUCGGAGUGAACAGCUCUGUUUUUCGACGUUUCGCCCGAGUUUUCGGCCACCUUAAGAACAGAGUUGCUCGUUCCUGUAAUAUAAAUCCGUUUAUAGAUAUUUUUUAGAGAUGAGAGUAUUUCAUUUGCCACGUAACAAAAUACCACUUUCUAGAGCGCGCACCGUUUAUGAAAUUAGACCAAACGAUAAUCGCGGUGUCGUAUCGACGUUGAGAACUGUACAAGGGGUCUACGAAUUCCAUUGACUCGUUUCCAUUCUCUCCUCGCUGUAUCUCGCGAAAGAAACGCAACGAUUCUGACGAUGUUUGCUUUCCAAGGGAAUUUCGAUGCUCCGCGCGUCCCUAUUCCUUUUACGCGUGUCGAACCGAACACCGUAAAAGAAAGCGUUCCAGAAAGUUGACAAACCGUUUAGUUCAUUUUGUACUUAUUUCAAUCAGAUCGACGAAAUACGACAAACUGCACUCGUGCGGGAUGACGAUGGCGUGACAAUUGCCCGACACAUGGUAACGAUGACUAUACGCGAGACGAUUACAACGGUAAUCGUAACGGCAAUGACGAAAACACGCAUUAGUCACGAUAACGAUUCGAUCAUGACGAUGAUCGGUGGUGACAACGAUGUGGACAACGCGAACGUAAACGAGAACGGUGACGAUUACCGGUUAUCGACGAUAACGAUGGUGAUGAUGGUGACGAUGGUGACGACAAUAACGAUUACAACGGCGACAAUAACGACGAGACGACGACAAAUAUAGUAACGAUGAUGGCAAUGAUGAUGAUAAUCCUUGUAAGAACGAUUAGAAAUCCGAAAGUAUAAGGACGAUGAUACCUUCCACGUGGAUGAAAUAAAAUUCUGCUUAACGUACGUAACGUAAAGCGAACGUGUUUUCAAGAAUUUGAAAUACGCGUGUGAUCGAGGUAAUUUUCAUAGAACAAACGUAGCCUUGUAGAUUAUGAGAACGCAUGCUCGUUAUGUUCUUAAUCGUUUCGUGAUAAAUGAUAUAUAAGGAAAAAUUUAUUUUGUGAACGCAUAUAUAUAUAUAUAUAUAUAUCUGUAUACGUGAAAAUAACAGAUAAGUAUCGUUCGUUGAAAGAACGAAAGCGAUCUCAUCGACCUAUUAACAAAAUUACCAUCGCAUUCGAUUUCGUGCAAGUUGACAGUUUCAAGUUACAGAUAAUUGUAUUUACUCGGAUCGACCACGGAGAAUUUGAGAAGAAAAUUUCGAUGGAAAUGUCUCGAAUAACGAAAGACCGAAGGCAUUAAAACUGAGCAUAGCGAAAGGCCUAUAAUAUCGAUCGGUUUUCACACCCGUUGUACGAAAACGAUCGUCUUACGAAUGUUACCAGGUUCGUGAAAGGAAAAAGGCAGAGUUAAGAAGAGAAACGUACGUUCUGCCGAUUGUGAUUGUCUUACGAUAACUCAAGGUCCAAUAAAUGCUCUAGUUAGUGUGUAAGUUUUUUACUGCUCGUUUAACGCAGUUUGCUCGUCAACGAUCGCUUAUUUGCUCCUCCGUGUGUAUAUUUCAUCUACUUAUUUACGCAUUUACUUUUCCAUCUUUUACAUCUUUGUAAUUUAGGUUUAUACGUAAGAUCUUUGGACGAGAGGUUUAAAGAAGUUUGGUCUAAACGAAAAUACGUUUGCUACGUAUUAUCUUCGAUAUAAUUAUUACUAUCAUCAUCAUUAUCGUUAUUACUACUACUGCCGCUGCUACUAUGCUCGUUAUUACCAUUGUCAUUGCUAUUAUUUAUUAUUAUUUAUUAGUCCUCCUAAUAUUAUCGCUGUUCGUACUAUCGCUAUUGUCAUUGUUAUUCUAACAAAAUCGUUAUGAUUAUCGCCAUCAUCAUUAUGAUUAUCAUAAUCAUCGCGUUACUAUUAUGUAUUAUUAAUAACCAUUAUCGUAUCGUUACAGUCAUCAUCUCUAUUAUUGUCACUGUUAUUAUUGUUAUUGUUGUUGUUGUUGUUGCAUUGUUAUGUUUACCAUCGUCAUUGGCAUGGUCGUAUCGUCAUUGUCACCAUCGUCAUCGUGGACGAGAAUUUUGUCGCUUGCGACGAGAGAAAGAAAGAAGGAACAGAUGAAUGAAACUGAAGAAAACGUAAAUGCGCGAUAGCGAUAAAACCAUGUGUGUACCUAUGUAUUUAUGUAUUAUUUAUUGACAAACUAACGACGACCAGCUAUUUAGGUAGGAUAUUAAAAUUAUGAAAUUGAAUAUGUAACGAGAACGAUCGAAACGAGUAAACAAACACAGUUAUAUUAACAUUGGUAAAACGAAGCGAAUGGUUAGGUAUGCGCUCGUCCUCGACGAGCUAACGAAGAUGAAAGAGAAUUUUAAUUAAAAAGAAACGAGGAUGAAUAUAAAAGUUAAGAACGAGCUUUCAUUAAGACAGUUUAGAUUAAAUAUAAAGAAGAACAAAAAGGUAUAUAUAUAAAUAUAUAUAUAUAUAUGAACACACACAAACACACAGACACAGACACAGACACAUACGUACAAACCGUGCGUAUGCACAUACAUAAUACAUGCAUACGACGCAAGAAAUAUACAUAUAAUAUAUGAAUGGAAAGUCAGAGACAAAAUAAAAAAACUAGAAAGAAAUCUAAUUCCGGGAGGAAAAAGAAUAUGCGAAGGAUUAAGAAGUGCGAACCUCGACACCUGUACGAACCCCUAAAUCGCGAUGCUUAACGGGUGUGAGAACGGUGAUACGGUUUUAUUUGAAUAUCAACUUAAAAAGAGCGUCGUAUGAAGUGUGUUUCAUACGCCCUUAACACGUAUCCGACACUCGAGCGUAUCGGGGUAAGGGCUCACGUUCGAAUUUUGGCAUGUGUUUUUAAAGAGAUUUUGCUGGAUCAAAAAGAGUACAUUGUACGAAGCAACGUCGAAUCAGCGAUCAAACGAGACGAAUGCAAAAAGGGACAAAAUGUUGAAAAGACAGAAAAAAAAAAAAAAAUGAAAAAGAAAAGUAAAGCAAUCGGUCUACCGAGACAUGAUAAAUCAAGAGUUUGUUUACUCCACGCGAAAUAUCGGAUACGCUAAUGUUCUAGUCAGAAGAAAAUCUCGUUUCCUAAUAUUAAAAAAAUCAUCUAGUCAUUCUUCUUCACAGUCGAUUUUCUGCCGUUACGAGACUGCGCCGCAGAUGUAAGACGAAGUACAGUUUUUCACAAUUGUAUUUAUUAUACAAAUCGCGGUUCUCACCCCUUGAAGCGCAUCAGCGCGUCGUGUUUUUCGAAUAACGAAUUAAACAAAAAAAAAAAAAACUUACUGUGGAGUGUUCAUGGUGCUAUAAUUACUAUUAUUAUUAUGAUUAUGGUUAUGAUUAUGAUUAUUAUGAUUAUGAUUAUUAUUAUUACUAUAGAAAUAACAAUGUUAUGCUAUAUGACAAAAAAUGAUAAUAUAAUAAAUAUACAUUAUACCUUA
This is a messenger RNA of Bombus huntii, 25296 nucleotides long. RefSeq names its product microtubule-associated protein futsch. Gene Ontology annotation, molecular function: actin binding; microtubule binding. Gene Ontology annotation, biological process: regulation of microtubule depolymerization; axonogenesis; dendrite development. Bases 808 to 20511 code for a protein of 6567 amino acids. The record is from RefSeq and is a predicted model, not a curated record. NCBI's taxonomy places the organism in Eukaryota, Metazoa, Arthropoda, Insecta, Hymenoptera, Apidae. The transcript is spliced from 11 exons. Gene Ontology annotation, cellular component: microtubule associated complex; neuronal cell body; microtubule.